UCCGGUGUUAAUGGUAUCAAACAAAUUCGAACUUCGAAUUAACCGAAAAAAAAUUGAAGACGAUGCUUAGAUGAUCAAUGGCGAUUUACAGAUCUCUGAGCAAGUUAAUUGCAAUCAAUCACCGUAAGACAAGACCAUUCUUCACCGCUGCCUCCGCCGCAGCUUCCGGCGGCGUCUUUUCUCCGAUCCAACCGUCUUUUUCGCCGCUGUUCCCACAUUUCUCGCACCGUUUGUCUCCGCUCUCGAAAUGGUUCGUCCCUCUUCAUGGACCUCUCUUUCUGUCUUCUCCUCCUUGGAAACUGCUCCAGUCUGCGACACCUUUGCAUUGGCGAGGAGACGGCGCUGUUCUCAGGAAGGUCGAGGCUCUAAACAUUAGAUUGGAUCGAAUUAGGAGCAGAACGAGGUUACGGUUGAAAUCGGUGGCAUCAAACGUGGUGACGGUGGAUCGCAAUUUGUCAAAGGAGGAAGAUGGAAGCAGAGAGAAUGGUGGUAUAAUCGAGAGUUUUGUGAAUGUGCCGAAUUCGAUAUCUAUGGCACGAUUAGUAUCGGGUCCUGUGCUUUGGUGGAUGAUCUCGAAUGAGAUGUAUACUUCUGCUUUCGUAGGGUUGGCUGUUUCUGGAGCUAGUGAUUGGUUAGAUGGUUACGUGGCUAGGAGGAUGAAGAUUGAUUCUGUGGUUGGCUCAUACCUUGAUCCUCUUGCAGACAAGGUUCUUAUUGGGUGUGUUGCGUUGGCAAUGGUGCAGAAGGAUCUCUUACAUCCUGGGCUGGUUGGAAUUGUGGUGUUCAGGGAUGUUGCACUUGUCGGUGGCGCAGUUUACCUAAGGGCAGUAAACUUAGACUGGAAGUGGAAAAAGUGGAGUGAUUUCUUCAACCUCGAUGGUGCAAGCCCUCAGAAAGUAGAACCAUUGUUUAUAAGCAAGGUAAAUACGGUUUUCCAAUUGGCUCUAGUUGCUGGCGCAAUCCUUCAACCCGAAUUUGGGAAUCCAGAUACACAGACAUGGAUCACUUAUCUAAGCUGGUUAGUUGCUUCGACGACUAUGGCUUCAACUGCAGCUUAUGGAGCACAGUACAUGAAGAAGAAACCUAUCUCUUUGGUUAAGAGAUCGUAGUUUCAAACAUUUUAUAAACUUCACACUCCAGCCACAUACCGAAAAAGCUUGAACAGGUCUUUGAUGUUUUCGGGAAUUUGCAGCUCCCACUGUUUUUUUCUGCUAACUUUAAAUAUAGAAAGAAGGUAGAGUAGUAACCAAAAGAAGCUUGUGAAACUUUGGAAAAACGAUGUCUUUUUUUCUUUUUCUGGUUGGUCUCCUGAGCUUCUUGCAAUGAUUUUGUCUGUAAAUGGGUGAUCUAUAAAAUCGAACCGAGAAAUAAAGUGACUAUUGGCACGUGC
Eutrema salsugineum is the source of this 1390-nucleotide messenger RNA. RefSeq names its product cardiolipin synthase (CMP-forming), mitochondrial. The transcript has 8 exons. Bases 78 to 1109 code for a protein of 343 amino acids. Lineage: Eukaryota; Viridiplantae; Streptophyta; Magnoliopsida; Brassicales; Brassicaceae. Gene Ontology annotation, molecular function: cardiolipin synthase activity. The record is from RefSeq and is a predicted model, not a curated record. Gene Ontology annotation, biological process: cardiolipin biosynthetic process. Gene Ontology annotation, cellular component: mitochondrion; membrane.